AUGGGAGAUUCUGCCAAAGCCUCAUUAGCAGGCAAUGGGUCCACCCAAAGGACCAGACCUGAGAAGCCAGAUCAAGCAAGAUAUGAAGCAGACUUAGCAGCCGCUCAAAAGGAACAUAAUGCUAACAUGGAGAAAUUUAACGCUGCUAGAUCUCGCUUCGAUGGUGCAAGGGCUGGGAAAGGGUCACCUGCCAAUGACAAAUGGAAUGCACUGGUCGCCGAACAGAAAAAGAUCUCGGAACAACAGCGAGAAAUCAAAAAGUCGCGAUCUGCCCAACGAGACAAAUACAAUGCCGCCGAAGCCCAAUUGAAGUCUAUGAUUGCGGACCAGAAAGAUGCCAAAGGUCGGAUGGGUUUCAAGAGUGUGGGUGAGAUCGACGCAAAGAUCAGCGAUCUCACCAAGCAAGUGGACAGUGGCACCAUGAGAUUAGUGGAUGAGAAGAAAGCUCUCAAUGAGGUCUCUAGCCUUACCAGGCAACGGAAAGGCUUUUCUGGCAUUGAAGAAGCCGAGAAAAGGAUUACUGCCAAAAAGGCGGAGAACGCUGAGCUAAAGAAAGCCUUUGAUGACCCCGAAGCACGAGCGUUGGAUGAAAAGUAUGAGGCUAUCCGGAAGGAGCUUGAUGAAAUCAGCGCCGCUCGUGAUGAUGACCGAAAGAAUUUUACCUCACUGAAGGAGGAAAGGGACAGGCUACACCAAGAGCAGCAAAUGUCAUACCAGAAAAUCAAGGACAUUAAAGAUGCAUAUUUUCAGGGCAGGAAAGCCCACAAGGCCUACGAAGAUGAGCUUUACCAGCAACGAAGAGAACGGCAGAAGGCUGAAAGGGAUGCCUACGAGAAAGAGAGGAGAAAAAAGGUGGCUGAAGAGAAGCUUGAGCAGGCUAGCCAACCCGCAUACCUGGACGAGAUUAUUACGACCGAAGGCCUUAUACGAUAUUUCGAUCCCUCUUCAGCUGUGUCCGAUUCGAAAAAGGGGCCUGGCAAGUUUGCGGCUUCUGCCCAACGUUCGGUGGAUGACUCUGCCAUGAAAGGUAUGAAGGUUGUGAAGAAGGAUGAAGAAGAUUUCUUUGUCGGUGGCGGUGGGAAGAAGAAAGGCAAAGGUAAGAAGGCAGCACCUGAGGCCACAAAGUUCAACAUGAGCAUUGGUAUCAUCGAAGAAUUGGGCAAGGUGGGAGUAGAGCCACCAAGCAAUCAAUCAGAUGUUCCUGCUGUUGUUGAGAAAUUAAAGGAGAAAUUGGAAAGUUGGAAGAAGGAUCAGGAGACGCAGACUAAGCAGAACAUCGAGAAAGCACAGAAGGAGAUCGACCGUCUGGAGAGAGAAGCCGACGAAGCAGCAGCUUCAACCUCCUCGGAACCGAAAGCAGGCGGCAGACGUCGCGAUGCUAGCAAAAAGGUGUCCGCUGCAAACCAUGUUGUUGAUGGUGAGGUGUCGGCCGAGGCAGAGCUUGACCAAGAAAAGGAUGCAGCGGCCGAUGUCACAACAGAGAUGCAAAAGGCAGAGAUUGAGGACAAAAAGAAUGAUGCUGCUGUUGAAGCCCAGAGCUGA
Endocarpon pusillum Z07020 is the source of this 1542-nucleotide messenger RNA. RefSeq lists its product as uncharacterized. The transcript is spliced from 3 exons. Gene Ontology annotation, cellular component: endoplasmic reticulum; nuclear outer membrane-endoplasmic reticulum membrane network; ribonucleoprotein complex. The coding region runs from base 1 to 1542 and encodes 513 amino acids. The record is from RefSeq and is a predicted model, not a curated record. Gene Ontology annotation, biological process: intracellular mRNA localization. Lineage: Eukaryota; Fungi; Ascomycota; Eurotiomycetes; Verrucariales; Verrucariaceae. Gene Ontology annotation, molecular function: mRNA binding.